AUGUCGGUAAUAAUUAGGCCUGUGCAAAAGAAAGAUAAGGAAAAAUGGUUCCAAUUAUGGUCAGGUAAAGAAGAUUCAUAUUUGGAAUUUUAUAAAGCUUUAGAUAAGGUUAGUGAUGAAACAAGUGAAUAUACUUGGUCAAGGUUCUUUGAUGAUACCGUUCCUAUCUAUAGUAUAGUAGCUGAAGUUGAAGGUGAGGUCAUUGGUUUCGCUAAUUACUUGACUCAUAAAAAUACUUGGACUGUAGAAGAUGCGUUAUAUUUAAAUGAUUUAUAUGUCUCUAAUAAGAACAGAUUGAAAGGAGUGGGAAGAUUAUUGAUAGAAGAAGUUUAUAAACAAGCAGAUGCUUUAAACUGUAACAAAUGUUAUUGGGCUACUUCAUUUGAUAAUUAUAGAGCACAACUAUUAUAUACCAAAGUAGGUGUUGAUGCUAGUAAGAAGAUUUAUCUUAGACCUCCUAGAUAG
Molecule: messenger RNA, 465 nt
Organism: Yamadazyma jaroonii
Lineage: Eukaryota; Fungi; Ascomycota; Pichiomycetes; Serinales; Debaryomycetaceae
Source: the annotation of a GenBank genome assembly